AGACAAGCGGUAAUGACAUUUGAAGUAUACUUAUAACCAGCCUACCACCUCGGCACGAGUGAGAGUGGCGUUACAUUAAGGUCGUGUCUCACCCAGCGAUUUGGAUUUUACGUCGACCUGACAUCAGGGUAUACAACAAUGCCGCCUUCAAAUGAGAAAAUGUGGAGUACCAAUUACAUGGACACCUAUAACAAACGGAAGCCAGCCAGAAAGUCCUACAAAUACAGGAAACCACUUGUGGUGCCUAAGGAAACGGCGAUAGAUACGUCGUAUCUCGAUCAACGGCCGAAGACAAGUCAUGAACAAUAUAAAGUCAGCGCUGCCGAUCAACAGGAGGCAAUCAACGCCUACUUCGCCAAAAUGUCUCUACAGGACGCUGGCUUACCAUCCUCCUCAAUCCCGCAAUUUCUGGACCCGUCUGGGGAAUGGUCCAACGAUCCCAAUUUCAUGGAUCCGUCCCAUCAUUACAUGUACAAUAUCCUAAACGCGGCUGACUCUCUUCAUGCUAGGACUGAACAACUGCAGAACCAGAAACAGAACCAAGAUACUAGUGAACUUGUCGAAAACAUUCGUUCAGGCGCCACUCCGGUACCCAAUCCACCCAAGGAAGCACGCUCCAAAACCCCCGACCCCAGACAAGAGCAUCACUGGAUCUGUUGGCCAGAACCCGAAACCAAAUCCACCUCCAAGGAAAAAGUGCCUCAUCCCCCUCACCCACGUCCAAACACAUCCCUUGGGAUCAGUUGGCCCAAUCCCAGACCAGGACAUAACACAGACGAUAUAGAAGACCGACCGAAUUCUACUGAACCAGGUUAUGUGUUCGGAGACCAAGAGGAAAUAACUCGUGGACCUCCUAUGACCUUUGUUCCUGAACUACAAUCGUGGAUUAACGCUGCUAGUGAUUACGAUAAAGCCUUUAUAUAUCGAAUGAUGGCAUUGAACGGCUCCCUUCCGAUGAUCCCUCCCCAACACAUGCGCCCAAGACGCGAGACUACUUACACGUUCGGUCAAACCAAACUACCAAUGUCAACGCAAACAUACAUGCCAAACCCCUACGCACAGAGAUGGGUACCGGGUGGCGGUAAUAUGUCACCAAGGGCUCUGCCAUCAUUGCCACAAAUGCAUCGUAGUUACUCGGACCUAGACGACUUUAGCGCCGCCAGACGUUACCUGCGUCAACCAGUAUCCAAAUCACAAGAUUACGUGCACGAGCACAGCAUGUUUAUGACAACCCAGCCCCUGUGUCGCGGUCACUUUAUCAUCCACCCAGACUGGGUGUCAGAACGACUACCAAAGAGGAAGACGACUCCAUUUAAGAAAAACAGACAAAGCAUGAGAUACGGAUCUAUGAACUAGACAAAUCUAUGACACAGCCAAUAUAGACUAUUUCAUAUAUAAUUUAUUUAUUGGUCUUUAAACAAACCGCUCAAGAGGUUUCUUACUGGUGUUUGCUCAAAAAUAUAAUCAGCACCAUAUACCACUGUCUCGUCGGUGUGGCUAGAUAUAUAUAUAUAUAUUUGUUUAUGAUAACAAAUUAAUUUUCUAUUUAGAAUUACUUUACCACGCAUUAUUAUUAAAGUUGACAUUAAAGAUGCGAUAUGUUGCACGUUGUAACGUGGCAGAUUUGACAUAAUUUACAAUGUUUUAACAUACUACAGUUGAUAUGGCGAGUUCCUUCGUAAUUCUGCAAGUUUAUGUACCAAUAUAUACAAUGGAAAUCGAUGUUCAUAAACUCAUUAACGAUAAUUAAAGCAUUCAUCGAGUAAGCAUUUCUGUUACUAUUAGUCAACCGAGAAACGAGGAAAAAAUCAAAAUAAAUUACAUCUAUUUCAUAAUGAAAAAGCAGGCCAUAAUUUUCUAUUUUACAUUAAGUAUCAAUAUGUUUGCCUUUUAGUUUUUAUUAAGAAGUAAUAUAUUCAUAUAAAAAAUAUAGGUGCGUUUAAACGCAUAUCAAAGAUAUUUAGCUUUGCUAGCGAAAUAUUUAUAGACAUUUCGCUCUUAGAUUAGUUUAAUUUAUAAUAAAGUCGUAUGGACUUUAAGCAUAUUCCGUCCACUUAUAUAACGUCGUACUUGAGAUGUGGAUUAGACUCCAAUGUAUCUGUGAUAGUUAUUUUAUAUGUAUGAUACCAUGUUUUACCCAGAUCCUUUAGAAUAAUAUAUUCGCUUAGAAAUAAUUCCGAAAUGGAUUCCAGUUAAGGUAUUGGAAAAAAAAUACUUUCACAGCUCUGCCUCUCCGAUACCCAUGACUACAUAGUAGCUAAUGUUGAGUAGACACCAUUUUGGAUGAGAAAACAUCACUAGGAUUAAGUAUAGAUUUUAUGAUUCAAGAUCAUUUUACAUGAAUAUUUAUUGUGUCCAUAUUAACAAAAUUCAUCACACUUUAUGAUUUGCUUGCUAGUCGCAAUAAUGUAAAUAAUGAUUUCAAAAAUGUAUAUAAAUAAUAACUUUUCUUGUAUAUAUACAAAAUUAUAUAAUGCAUACGAUUUAUAGUAGUUCCAGUGUUUGUUGAAACUAGUUUUAUUUAAAUCAAUUUUCAUUAUCUCAAACUAUGUCGUUUCUUUUGUUAAGCUCUAGCAUUUCUAUCUUUUCUUAUAGUCUAACAUACUUUGAGAUAGUGACCUGAAUUAUUUGUGUAUAUAUAUAUUUUUUAUUAUGUUCUUAUGGUAGUUCUUAAACUAUUUUAAGUUGAAAGUAUGAAGGGUGACGUUUCAUUGGUCGUUUGCUAAUUACGGCAGACACAGAACACUUUACCAGUGGCAGUAUUAAGUUUGUACAGCAGAGUGAUUUCUGGGUGUGGUCUAAAUAUUCGUUCUUUAUUAUUAUAUCGCCAGUUAUCUCUGUCGCGUCACGUGACAACCUAUUAGUAUGCACGUGUGUAAAUAUCGUAGUAUGGUUAUGGACACGCAAAUCACUUACAGCUCUACACAGUUUUGUUUCCAGUAACGUUAAAGGACAUGUUUUAUUGUCGAUAUUCUAGUUUAUUAAACUGCAUAUAAAACAUCAAA
Messenger RNA from Pecten maximus, 3005 nucleotides. RefSeq lists its product as uncharacterized. The transcript has 9 exons. The record is from RefSeq and is a predicted model, not a curated record. Lineage: Eukaryota; Metazoa; Mollusca; Bivalvia; Pectinida; Pectinidae. Bases 139 to 1356 code for a protein of 405 amino acids.